AUGAAGCGUGGGCGUGUUGCGACUCGCGGGUCGACGCGCCGUGCGCUGCGACGGAAGAACGUGGUAAUGGACGAGGAAGACGAGGAGGAGGCGGCAGAUGCUAGCCAAGGCGAAGAAGAAGAAGAUGAGGAUGAAGCAGACGAAGAAGAGGAGCAGAAGACGCCUCCGCCCAAGUUGACGCGUGCGCAGGCAAAAAAGCGCGAGGCGGAGGCGAAUAAAAACAAGAAGAGUGCUCAAAAGAAGUCGAAAAAGGUUAAGACUGAAGUGGAGGAGGAAGACGCUGAGGCUGAAGCGGAAGAAGAGGAGGGCGACGAAGACGAUGACGAUGAAGAGGAGGCCGACACUGAAGAGCGGCGCAGAGGCGCUCGUGGACGCGGAGGCGGCAGGCGGCAGCUGAGAGGGUCCAAGCCUCCACCUAGGAAGAAGCAGAAGCGGAAAAUUAUUGACUCGGAAGACGAGGAGGAAGCAGAGGAGGAAGACGACGAAGAUGAAGACGAGGAGGAGGAGGAGGAGGAGGAAGAAGAAGCAGAGGAAGCGAAGCCUCGGACGAGAAAUCUGCGGAAGGAGGAGAGCAAGACGACGCCUCGAGGCAAGACGAGGGCGGCCAAGAUCGCUGCAGGGGGGAAGAAGGCGCCGCCUGAGAAGAAGCCGGUGAAGAGACGACAGGCGCCAAAGAAGAUCGAAGAGAGUGCUGAGAGUGAGGAGGAAAAAGAGGAAGAGGACCAAGACGACGCUAAGAGUGAAACGAAAGACGAGAAACCGUCGAGCGACCCACCGUCUGCAGCCGCCACGCCGUCCUCGUCGCCUGCGAAACGCAAGGGCUUAUCGAUUGACACGCUGAUGAACGACGCGGACGAGGAAGAUGAGCAGGAGGAGCAAGACGACGUUGAAAUGACGCCCGCCUCGGCAUCUGCGUCGGACGCUGGGGCAGACGCGGACGAAGUUCCGGAUCGGCACUUUCGAGAGGCGCUGAGUCGCGCUACGACCGAGCCAAAGCUGAUGGAACGAUUCAGCCAGCCGGUUGUGCUCAAGUAUCUGCUGCGUUUACUGCGGUCGAAGCACUACAUUGGCAUGAAAGACCCGUCGGACCACGGCAAGAAGCCAAGCGCUGUCACAGCGCUGGGGUCAGGGCAUGCAUUGGCAUCGACGGAAUACUAUCAGAUCUCGCUGCCUGUGCUGGUGACGAACCUCUUGGUGCAGAUCAUGAAGGAGGUCGACGAGUGGCCGGUGGACAGCGUCAAGGUGUUUCUGGACGACUCGUUGUCCGCUCGCGUGUGGGUGGACCACGAGUUAAGCCGAUUGUUUGUUCAAAACGUGAAGACGGUACUGGAGACGGAAGGGACUGAGAAGCAGUCGACGCAGCCUCUCGUUCGGAAGCGUUUCCAGGGAUCUGCUGUGGUCCAGGAGAUGAGAGAUCUCAUCACUAAUCAUAUUCGUUCUCGUCUCGUGGAACUGGAGAAGGAAAAGCCUGGAAACACGGGAGGCCCCUCUAGUGUUGGCGGCAACCACGCGGUCCGAAACAUGAUCAUGACGCUGGCUGACUGUGCGAGUGUCGCUCAGGUGCGCGUGUUCGGCGCCGAGAACAUGGAGGCGUGGCUGCAGAAUCCAUCCGUCAAGGGCCAAGCCAAAGAUCUGCUCAACAAGAUCGUCGCGCUCUGCAAGUCCACAAGCUCUCAAGAUAUUGCCACGGUGGAUCUGCUGCUGAAGCUGAAACUCAAGUCAACUAUGUUCCAGCUCAAGGUCGAAGCCAUCACACACCUCGUGUGCAAUAACCCCGUGUAUCUAAAGCGUGCACUGGCGAUGUUUAUCGCUCGAGAACGCCCCAACAACAUGUCACGGGACGUGGACAACAUCAAGAUGCUGCAGCAUAUCUUCCGGGCGUCGCGCUCGAUGUCAGCGCCGUCUAUCCUAGGCAGCUCGGACGAUUUAUUCUACCGUCGACCCAUCGAGCAUCAAGGAACUCUUGCUAGUCGAGAAUUGGCGCGUGUAUUCCGGGAAAUGGCCAGCGUCUCGGACGUGGCUCCAGUACUGAAGACAAUUGUGCGUAAGAUUCUGAAGCAGCUGACGUUCGAGCAGGUGGAUAUUAAGGCGCUAUGCGUUGGGAUUCUCGAUAACGACGGCCAUUAUGAUGCGCUGGCGGGUGACGCGCGGGUAUUGGACUAUAUGGGGCUCGUGACGGGCGUUGUUUGGCUCAUCUUACUGAUGCGGGGGGCAGCUGUCAAGAGUCUCCAGCUCCAGCAAUCAAAUGCCACUAACCGCCAGGGCACAGGGUCCACUCCACUUGGCUCAACUGGCUUGAAGCAUGGCGGCACCCAGGCAAUCCCUCGGCGUGGAUCCAACCCGCCACUCCCCGUGUCCAGAGCGAAUAGACUUGGUCCUCCAAAAGGCAAGCAGGUGUUAGGCAAGUCAUCUCUUUCAUCGAGUCACACCGCAAUUGGUGGCGGUAGUACCGCAGCCGCCAGUGGCAGUGGUAGUGGCAAUAGCAACACUGCGUUGACGGAAGGCUCGAAGACAGUGAAGAUAUCUGUAUGGGCCAAGGAGGAGCUGCAACAAGCACUUGCAUCCGUACAGCGAGAAGCCAUCGUCUGCUGCCGUGACGUGUUGAAACACUUUGGACUAAACGGAGACUCGCCGUUCGAGAAAAUGCUGUACGAAAGUAUCGUGAAGAAGCUGCUUUUCCUCGAUAUUCCAUCGGAUGUGCAGCCCACAGAGCACGAUCGGACCUGCUUUCAGUCGACGAAAGAAGAUAUCCCCGUUCACGAAGACUCGCUGGAACUUCUCACAGGUUUAUACAACUCAUGCAGAGCUAUCGACCGCGUGGAAGCUCUGCGGACGCUGGAGACGAUAGUCUUCCGUGGUGCUGAGGCUCAUAUGCAUCGUGAAGCGUUGUGGCGUCACCACGAAGACGAUCUAGCUGCGUAUGCUCAAAACGGCGGAGUGCUUGGCAUUGAAGUGAAGAACAAUCAGUUCGUCCAGCAUCUGCUCAAGCUUGCAUUGUGGCAAGGUACUGGCGACAAGCAGGAGCAAGAAUUCUGCCAUUCAAGUCGCUUCUGGAUUUGUUGCUCCAUUUUAUUGAUCGUUGGGUGCUUCAAUCCCAACACCAUCGGCACCUUCUUGUGGGAGGAGCUGCCGACACUGCGAGGGUUGAUGCAGAUGGUCAUUACUGGUCGGUACACGUUCCCCGCUAUCAGUGCUCCGGAUCCAUUGCUACUUGGCAAGCACAAAAGUGCGUUCCCUGACUUGAUGCAGGGCAAUCUGCAGCUGCGAGACUACGAACAGCAGUUGCUGCAGCUUAAUCAAGGUGAUCCUUCAGUGACUGGAGACCCGUUGAUGUUGUUCGAUGUCAAUGGCUUGGCGCGUCAACCGCCACCAGCGAUUCUGGAGCAUCUCCGUACUCUGGACCGCAAGUUUAAGCUCGGCAUGCGACUUCGACAAAGUCGAAAGAAGGAUUUCCUUAUGGAGAUGGUGGCUGGAAACGACGACAAGAAUGCGGUGCAGAACGUCAGUGCUGCGGCGAACAGCGCGUGGUGGAUUGCAGACAUCGUGUGCGAAGACCUCGACACUGUGCAGUAUCUACCGUACGGAUGCUUGUGCCAGUUAUUACUUCUUGCAGUACGUCCCAACAACACCAUCAACAGAUCCGACUCGCAAGCUCAAGUGCCUCUAAACCAACCAGCACUGGCUCAGAUCAUCCCACGUCUGCUCACCAAACUGCGUGAGUAUCUUGCUGGUGGGAACGACAAGUCGAAAGUGGCGUCAAAUGUUGUCUUGUACUAUCUCGAGUGUCUGAAUUCUCCCGAGCUGUCGACGCGACGAGUGGCUGCUCAUAUUCUGUAUCUGCUGACUGCACCUCGCAGCGUUGAGGAGCUUUCGGAAGAGAUCCAUCAAGUUGUUGUCUCGUCUGGUGCACCGAGCACACAGAGCUUCUCGUGGCUGCGUGAGUUGGCGAAGCUUCCCUGCUAUAGCAGUGUCCGCAGCAAGAUUUUCCGCUCGCUAGAGAAUUUACUUGAACUGGAGGCGUCAAUCCCGUCGCUUCGUAUGUGCAUGAAGGCGCUGUAUGACUUCUCAAAGGAUGGCAGCAAUGCCGCCUACGAAGUGGGAGAUAUCAAGAAGGAUGAAGAUGAUAAUCACCCCCAGAAGUCCGCUAUUGAGCAGUCACUGCUGUUGGCGGGGGCGUUUGGGAGGCUACUUGCGGGACGUGACUUGGUGGCGACUCUGUUGCUCAAGGAUCUCGACAUCUUCGCCGUCACAGUGGAAGUGAUCUGGCGUGCGAUUGAGUCGCAACUGGAAAUUGCUCCGCAACUUAAGGCAACGUCUGGCAUCAGCUUCUCAGACUGCAAAGUGUUUUACGUGACAGAUGGCGCCAAUACUAUCCGCGAGAUCAAGCUCCCUCUCGCGAUUAUUCACGGCGCUAUCCAGGUGCUUUGCUCGCCACACGCUCACACAGAUUCAUCGACAACAGGUUCGUCAGACGACAGAACGGCCACGUGCUUGGCGAGGAUAACGCAGAGUUUGUUCCCGAAAGCGACGUCGAAUACUGCGAUUUUGUCGAGCACAGGACUCAUCGCAACGAAGGAUUCGCGUCUCUAUCCAGACCAUUUGUUGACCAAACUUGCAGCCGCAGCUUCUCCCACGACGGCUCAUCUCUGCGCCACUGCGGUGCGUGCGAUGUCAAUGGAAUCUCUGUGGAACCUUCUGGAGCAGUCAGCGUUAAGCGAGCAGUGUCUAGAGAUGGCGUUGCUUUCAGCUGUAGAAGCAACGAAGAAGAACGAAAGCAAGGCUGUGUCUAGUCUUGUAGCCGUGACCAAGGCGUCGGACAUCUCGAUUGCAGCCGACACAGUCCUGAUGCAGCUGAGUGCUUACGACCUGGUCCCCAAUCUUUCGUCUGUCGUGUCGGAGAAACUGAAGUUACUACGCGAGUGGCUUCAGGAGCGAAGCGGGUCAAACAGCAGCAUGACGACCGAUGCAGAUGAUGAAGAAGCACUCCUGCUCUCGGAAGGCUUCACUUCCUUCAAGAUCCAGACGAGUAAGGCUAGCUCCACAGCCACUAUGGGCUCGUUUUACACAGAACCGAUGGAGGAACCACCCAAAACGUCCGUCGGCUCUACAACUGAGAGCACUAGAACGGAUUUGGAGGUAUUCAAAGACGAGCUGAAGCGAAGCUCGAGCACUGGAUCGUUGCCUAAUGUGAUCGCCCCUGAAGACUUUGUCUAUGCCGCCAGUCAAGCAGUUGAUAGGUCGUGUCCGAACAGUGGGGACUCUUCUUCGCAUUCUCCUGCUGACCUGUGGACACUACACAUGUCGUUACUGCACUUUGCAAGGUCAUGUUGCACCUCCGCUGCUGCUGCUGCUGAGCUGGCCAAGGCAUUGCUUCUAGUCGUGAGCCACCUGCCAACCUGCUCUAGUGCUACUCACCGCAAGGAAUGCAGCGGAUUUGUACGUCGUGCUUUGGAGAACCUGGGCGAAGGCUUCGCUGGGUCUUACUCGGCUUGUGUCAGCUUCGUUCGCCACCUAGUGCAAGCCUCCAGUACUGAAGGUCUUUUCCUUCUUGAUGAUCGAACGAUAGCGCUAGAUGUCUACACGGUGCUGGAGCUGGUGGUUAAGUUUAUCGAGCGCAGCGUUGCACGAUGGAAAGCCAAGAAUGUUUCUCUUCGUCUGGAUGCGAUGGCACUGCAUAGUCUUGUGGUCCUAGUUAAGGAAGUGGAAGUACUCAAGCGGACUCAAGGGAUUAGCGCGGAAAAGUCGACUGGGUCUUGUGCUACUGACCUAUUGACGAGUAUAGCGCACGAUCAAGCUGAUGACACGACGAUGCUCAACCUGCUGGACCCGAUCAUGACUGCGGACCCACAUCUAGGAAACCUUGGCGACGUCGUGGCGAUCCAUGGAGAUGUGAAACGUGAACUCAUCGGGGCCUUGUACUUCCAGAACCCCAAGGUCGUGGCUGGAUUACUCGACACGCUGAAUCCAAACUGGGAGUCGCUUGUAAACUUCGAUCUUCAUGGGGAUCAGCACCAGCUGGCCAUUCGGGAUCGCAAUCUGCUGUCCCAAGUGGACGAUAUUCUGCGCGAUCUGACACGGGACGGCAGUGAAGUGGUGGAGCGAUUCCGAGAGCUGACUCGAUGUCAUCCUAUGCUGGUGCUCUCACGCUUCCCUCGACAGCUCAUGCAGCACUUUGGGACGGUCUCGCUGUCCCAACUCUAUCUCAACACGACGUUCUUUCAAAAUAUUCUCAGUGCUAUGCAGAUCAUGCGGCCACACAUGCGUCACAGACCAAGCGUAUUGGAGCCAUUCUGCCAUUUCUUGUUCGAGAUCCUGCGUGUCAUAGCCGACCACCAUGCCGUCGAGUUCCACCAGCUCGUCUCUCACACCUGGGAAUUCUUCUACGACGCGUUGGAAGCUGACUUUGACUUCGCCAGUGAGCUGGUCUUCUCAGCCCCACGUGUUAUUCUGCUGGAAAGUAUGUACGAGUCGCAACCAGAGUCUGUGGCGUUUGGGGAAGUCAUGGCUCAGCGUCAUAACGAAUGGAGCUUGCGUACGACUCUGGAGUCCAUUCGAACAGGCCGUAAGCACCACGGAGCUUCGAGUCAGCAACAACAAGUCGAGCAGUUGUUAAGUCGCAUUGAGAGCCAAGAACUUGCGUCUACUACAGGUAAACCAUUGACGGAGCGGACGGAUAUGAGUGCUGUUACACAAGGACUUCAAGCGAUCGAUUCCUUGUGCGCGAAGACGGACCAGGGCGCGUCUGUGGUGGCAUUACUGCGACGUUGCGCUGCUCCUGUGGCUUCACUUCUGGCGACGGAGACGGUGACCAAAGCCGUCAUGGCUACAUUAUGCCAGACGUUGCUGAAUCUUAUGAAGUAUGACUCGGUCUGUGUCGAUGAUGUCAUGCGUCACUACGUCCAGUGUCUGCGUGUUGUACGACCUGGGUUAAAGGAAGCGGCAGUGAAUACGGUUCUGGAUUUCCUCGUCUUUGCCGAUGCCCGACAGAGGAGACAGAUCCUGCAACAACUCUUCGAUGAUCCGAGUGAAAUCGCGAAGAGUAAACUUGGAGUUUAUCUCAGGAGCGCAGCGUUCCGAACGACUCUCCUAGUAGCGUCGAAAACAUGA
Phytophthora infestans T30-4 is the source of this 7107-nucleotide messenger RNA. Its product is annotated as integrator complex subunit, putative. The coding region runs from base 1 to 7107 and encodes 2368 amino acids. Gene Ontology annotation, cellular component: integrator complex. Gene Ontology annotation, biological process: U2 snRNA 3'-end processing. The transcript is spliced from 8 exons. NCBI's taxonomy places the organism in Eukaryota, Oomycota, Peronosporomycetes, Peronosporales, Peronosporaceae. The record is from RefSeq and is a predicted model, not a curated record.